Molecule: messenger RNA, 2007 nt
Organism: Aspergillus homomorphus CBS 101889
Lineage: Eukaryota; Fungi; Ascomycota; Eurotiomycetes; Eurotiales; Aspergillaceae
Product: Zn(II)2Cys6 transcription factor domain-containing protein
Exons: 4
Biological process (GO): regulation of DNA-templated transcription
Molecular function (GO): zinc ion binding; DNA-binding transcription factor activity, RNA polymerase II-specific
Source: RefSeq, a predicted model, not a curated record
AUGAAUCAAGACAAAUCAUCCCAAAUUGCAACUGGUCCCCUUCCCAAAAGUGUCAAGGUUCGAACAACGUGCAAUGCUUGCCAGCAGGCGAAGAUACGAUGCAGCCAUGAAAAACCGUCCUGUUUAAGAUGUCAAAAGCAUAACUACAGCUGUAUUUAUAGCAUCUCUCGACGAUUGGGAAGACCAGCCAAGAAAAAAGACACUACAACGAAUGACAAUUCCCUGCAUUCAAAUCAGAAACAUGGCCGGGGUCCUUUGGAUAAGAGGUUCCGUGGGUAUCCCAGGAGAAAGAGAAUCAUAGAGGAGCCGAUGCAAGAGCCCAGAGCGAGCUUAUCAAGUUACAAGUGUGUUGAUGAGGGAACAGUGCUGGACAACACGGCAAGCGAUAACUUGGAUAGUCUUGUUCCUGAUGAUGCAAGUCUGCACCAAGACUGCUUCAUGGAUCCUAAUAGUAUGAGUUCCCUUUCCGACGGCAACGACCUUUCGUCAGACAACUGGUUGCAGGAAUUCAUGUCUAACCCUGUUACUGAUUUCGAACAAGAACGCGAGCUGCUGGACUCUCUGGGCUUCAGCACCACUAAAGCCGAGAGUGUCAACGAUAUCAGUCCUUCUCAUUCGAGCCACUUUACGAGUCCAUCACGGAGUUUCCUUACUACGGAGUGUCAUGAUCAAGCCCCUGAGUGCUAUUAUCUAGCACCAAGCAACUUCCCCAGUCACGGCCACUCCCCUGUCAACGGCACACAUGGGGUAGAGAAUAGUCGGACCUCUGAUUCCGAAGUCUUGAAGAAAGACACUCUUGCCUGGCUGCAACCGGUCACAUCAUCGACAGACGGGAUCCCGCCGACAGUAACAAAACCCAUGACGAUGGCAGAACCUUCCAGCAGCUUCAAUCCCGUCAGGGCUGCAAAGCGCGAUACCACCUACAACUACGUGCCUGGAAACUUCAAGGCCAAUGCCAACAUGAGUGGGCGUCAAUAUCAGUGUCAAUGUCACGAACCUACCAUACGCGAAUUGAUCCAGGUUAACAACUUCGCCUCGCGUGCCGGGCCUGCAGCUACUAUCGACUCGAUCCUGAACUGCCAACGUGUGCUGCAGCAACUUUCGCACACCAUUCUUCAAUGCAACAUAUGCUCCCGUACUUGGAUCAACCUCCUCAUGAUGGUCAUUAUCAGCAUUGACAGCCUGGUGACAGCUCUAGAAGCUAUCAUAUCGCUGGACAGUGGGCUUGCAGAGCGGUUGUUCGGAGAGUAUUCUGAGCCCCUCUCUCCCAGCACCAAGCCCGACAAUGUUGCCAACGCCAACUUGAGGCGAUAUCGAGCGAACGACCUCUAUCUCAACACCCAGGUUGAUGCGUGUCCGUUGGUGGUAGGAGGGUUCUAUGUUCCAUUUGAAGAGAAAUUUCUUUUUAUCACGCAGGUCCUCUACCUCCGCCUGUCGGAGUUGCAGAUGACCGUGCGUCGCAUUCGUUUAUGUACUCAAGAAUUUUUGGCUGUUCCUGCUGCCCGGGGCAGGCUGGUGAUGAUAAUGGAGACAGAUCAAAGCGGAUGUUCAUGCUCGAUACGUCUGCUGCAGAUCAUGAAUGAAUGUCGGAACCUGCAGCCGGUCGUAGAGCUGGCCACCAUCCUAGACCUUGUCCAUCGGGUUGUCCUCCAGGGGAAAGCGAUGGUCAAAUGCAAGGGCUGCCGCAACGACCCUCACUCGUCCUUUGCGAUGCUGCCCGCGCUGGCGGAGCAGUGUCUGACCCUUCUCGAGGCCGGAUGCCUAGCCUACAACAUCACAAGUACCAACACGCUGCUGGACCCCACGGUCCUAACGUUCGAACAGCCUCUGUCACAGUACAUUUGCCUACGCAGCCCAUCGCAGCUGGGUCAGAUGGAGCUCGACGAGAAGGAAGCCACGCUUCUGCCUGCGUUUCCACCCGGACAUGCUGUGCUGCAUCCGUGCGAGUCGGUGGUUGAUACCGCCCUCCGGCGGUUUACGGUCUUCCUGGAACAAAUCAAACUCGAG